GCAGAAGAACUCUCUAGAGAACUUUGGUGCUACUUACGGAGUGACAUACUGAGUAACGAACAACAAUAUUGGCCGCUUGUGAAGUCUGUGACCAUCAAGAUACCAAAUGUCAAAGACCUUCUGGAGCACAUUGUGCUAAUUGAUCUUCCAGGCAAUGGAGACUGCAACAAGAGUAGAGAUGAGAUGUGGAAAUCGGUUGUUGGAAGAUGCACCACUGUGUGGAUUGUGAGUGAAAUUAAUCGACCAGUGUCAGAGAAGGAAGCUUGGGAGAUCUUAGACAGAAGCGUCAGCUACUUGGGACACGGUGGACAAUGUCGAAGCAUCAGUUUCAUCUGCACAAAAACAGACAACAUCGGUGUGGAUUAUGACAUGAAAAAAGAACGUGACAGUAUAUUGAGCAGAAAUAUGGUUGCCAAGAAAAAGGUGGAAGAGAAAUUCAACAAGCAACCAAAAAUCAAGGAACAAUUCAACAUUGACAAGGACUUUUUCCAAGUGUUUACUGUGAGUUCCAAGGAAUUCCGGAAGAACAGUGUUUUACAGCCAGAAGACACAGAAAUACCCAAACUUCAGGAAUUUCUCAGAAAUCUCAAUGAUCGUCACACAAAGACUUCAGAUUAUGUUUCUGGAGCCUAUGGGAUCCUCUCUCUGAUAGAAGGAGCCAAAAGCAGCGACAUGACAGACAGCAAAAAAGAGGUGUGCCAGGUUCUGGAAAAUAACCUGAAAGAAGGGCUCGAAACCAUUGGUCAAACUAUGGAUGAGGCUUAUGAAGCUUUUGAACGAUGCCUCUCAGAAGGAGUUCGACAAUCAGUAGAAACAUGUGAGAAAAUUGCCAAGGAUAAAGUGAUAGAACCAAAAGGGAAAAAGGGCAGUGGGUACCAUAAGGUAUUGAAGUCCUUAUGCAAGAAUAACGGAGUUUACAAACCAAUCAGAAAAAAGGGAAAGAAAAGUCAAAGGGAAAGAAACCUUAAUGACAGUUUGGCCUCAUGUAUGAGAGAUCUCAGCAAUGAAACGUUCAAGAAAUAUUUCCCAAAUCAAGGCAAGGGCAGCUCAAUCAAUGAUUUGAUUGAUAACUUCACCCUUGACACAAACAGCUUGGUUGAGGCGCACCCAGAAGUGUCACUGCAUCUUACAUUCCUCAAGACGGAGGAAACCAAAUUGAAGGCGAAACUAACGAGGGACAUCCGUGAGAGGAAGAAAGAAAUCUACAACAUUCUCCCAAAGUCAAUCAGUGACACAAUGCGCCCAUGCUAUGAAAGGGCGGCACAGUAUACAGGACCAGACACUCUGGAGAGUAUGCGAAAGGAGCUGAGGAAUCACUUGAAGACAUUUAAGGAAGACAUGUUCCACAAGGCCAAGAAAGAGAUGCUGGAUCUCCUCAAAGAAAUGAAGAAGCACAUUGUGGAGGAGCUGGAGCGUGAACUACAAGAAUCCAUGAGCCAGUCACUCAAGACGCCUGACAGCUUGCUCGUCCCAGAUGUCUCUGAGGAAUAUGAAGAGAUGAAGAAGUGCUAUGAGAAACUGCACAGCAGCACCAAUGCAGCAACAACAACUGCCUGAUCAAGAAAAGCCUGUCUAAGACCACAGUCAAGCUGGGAUUUGCAGGCUAAUUAGAUAAUCAUAAUAAGUUUUUGUCUCAAUAUAUUUUCGCUUCUAUAUCAUAACCUAUUUGAUAUGCACCACAAAACUAACCAAGCAGUACUACUGUAUGCCUGUAUUUUACCUUUAUUUAACUAGGCAAGUCAGUUAAGAACAAAUUCUUAUUUUCAAUGAUGGCAUAGGAACAGUG
Molecule: messenger RNA, 1786 nt
Organism: Salvelinus sp. IW2-2015
Lineage: Eukaryota; Metazoa; Chordata; Actinopteri; Salmoniformes; Salmonidae
Product: nuclear GTPase SLIP-GC
Molecular function (GO): GTPase activity
Source: RefSeq, a predicted model, not a curated record